UGAUUGUAGUGUUUCUUCUCUAUGGGAGGAGGAGAAACUUGGAUGGGAUACAAGGCUGUCUGUCCUGUGCUGAGAAGCUGCGCCGCUCUGGGUCCCCCUGACAGGUGAACGGUAUGAAGAUGGUGGAUGAGCCCAUGGAUGAGGGGGAGCCGCUGUCGCCCUUUGAUGAAGGGAACGUGAAGGAGAUCCAGAUCACCCACCAUGUGAAGGAAGGGUGUGAGAAGGCGGACCCCGCGCAGUUUGAGCUCCUGAAGGUCCUGGGUCAGGGCUCCUUUGGAAAAGUUUUCCUCGUACGGAAAAUGAUCGGUCCCGACGCCGAACAACUUUAUGCAAUGAAAGUGUUAAAGAAAGCUUCUCUGAAAGUCAGAGACCGCGUCCGGACCAAGAUGGAGCGCGAUAUUCUGGUGGAGGUGAACCAUCCGUUCAUUGUUAAGUUGCACUAUGCCUUUCAGACGGAAGGGAAAUUAUAUCUGAUUCUGGACUUCCUCAGGGGCGGAGACGUCUUCACUCGCUUAUCCAAAGAGGUUAUGUUUACAGAGGAGGAUGUGAAAUUCUACCUGGCAGAGCUGGCACUGGCGUUGGAUCAUUUGCACAGUCUGGGCAUCGUCUACCGGGACCUCAAGCCUGAAAACAUUUUGCUUGACGAAGCCGGACAUAUCAAGUUAACAGAUUUUGGGCUGAGUAAGGAGUCGGUGGACCAUGAGAAGAAGGCGUACUCCUUCUGCGGUACGGUGGAGUAUAUGGCGCCAGAAGUGGUGAACCGGCGAGGUCACACUCAGAGCGCCGAUUGGUGGUCGUUCGGCGUUCUUAUGUUUGAAAUGCUGACGGGAACGCUCCCCUUCCAAGGGAAAGAUCGCAACGAGACCAUGAACAUGAUACUGAAGUCUAAGCUCGGGAUGCCGCAGUUCUUGAGCUCCGAAGCGCAGAGUCUGCUGAGAAUGUUGUUCAAGCGAAAUCCAUCAAACCGAUUAGGUGCCGGCCUGGACCGGGUAGAGGAGAUAAAACGACACCCGUUCUUUGCUACCAUUGACUGGAAUAAGCUGUACCGGCAAGAAAUCCAACCCCCUUUUAAACCCGCGUCUGGAAAACCCGAAGACACGUUCUGUUUUGAUCCGGAGUUCACAGCCAAAACGCCGAAAGACUCUCCCGGAGUUCCCCCCAGUGCCAACGCCCACCAGCUCUUCAAAGGCUUCAGCUUUGUGGCUCCGUCCCCCAUUGAGGAGCAUAAAAUCUCCUCCAUCACCACCAGCCUGCCCAUUGUACAGCAAUUCCACGGAAGCCGGGCGCAGUUCAUAGACAUCUACGACCUCAAGGAAGAUAUUGGUGUCGGCUCUUAUUCCAUCUGUAAACGCUGCGUCCACCGGGCGACCAACAUGGAGUUCGCAGUCAAGAUCAUCGACAAGAGUAAGAGGGAUCCGUCGGAAGAGAUUGAGAUCUUGAUGCGGUACGGACAACAUCCGAACAUCAUCACCCUAAAAGACGUGUACGAUGACGAUGGUCGGUACGUUUACCUUGUGACUGAACUGAUGAAAGGCGGAGAGCUGCUCGACCGGAUACUCCGCCAGAAGUUCUUCUCCGAGCGAGAGGCCAGCGCCGUUCUCUACACCAUCACCAAGACUUUGGACUACCUGCACUGUCAAGGGGUGGUUCAUCGAGACCUGAAGCCCAGUAAUAUCCUCUACAUGGACGAUUCCAGCAACGCAGACUCCAUACGAAUAUGUGACUUUGGCUUUGCCAAGCAGCUGAGAGGAGACAACGGGCUGCUGCUGACUCCAUGUUAUACGGCCAACUUCGUGGCCCCUGAGGUCCUGAUGAGACAAGGCUAUGACGCUGCCUGCGAUAUCUGGAGUCUCGGAGUGCUGCUUUAUACUAUGCUGGCCGGGUACACACCGUUCGCCAACGGCCCAAACGACACGCCGGAGGAAAUCUUACUGCGAAUAGGAAGAGGGAACUUUUCGUUGAGCGGAGGCAACUGGGACACCGUGUCUGACGCUGCAAAGGAUUUGCUCUCUCACUUGCUCCACGUUGAUCCUCAUCAGCGAUACACGGCAGAGAAGGUAAUAAAGCAUUCCUGGAUAGCUUGCCGAGACCAACUCCCUCUAUUCCAGCUCAACCGGCACGAUGCACCGCACCUGGUCAAGGUAAGAGACGAAACUUGUUACUUUUCUCCGUAUAGAGUUCUGAUUCCUGGGAAAAGAUAAAUACUUUCUGUAGACUUAA
Messenger RNA from Rana temporaria (common frog), 2220 nucleotides. Its product is annotated as ribosomal protein S6 kinase alpha-6. Gene Ontology annotation, biological process: protein phosphorylation. Gene Ontology annotation, molecular function: ribosomal protein S6 kinase activity; magnesium ion binding; ATP binding. Bases 114 to 2201 code for a protein of 695 amino acids. The transcript has 21 exons. Lineage: Eukaryota; Metazoa; Chordata; Amphibia; Anura; Ranidae. The record is from RefSeq and is a predicted model, not a curated record.